GAGGGAGGAAUGGGGGCCCGUGCUGUCUGGAGAGGGCCAGGGGUGGACAAACGGCGGGCUCAGCUGGAGGGGAGUUCCCCGAAGAAGGCUCCUCCCAGCCCGAGUCCUGUCUACAGUCUUCCCCAAUCUAGGGGACUCAGCACCCAGACGCUGCUAUGGAUGACAUUUUCACUCAGUGCCAGAGGGGCAACACGGUGGCUGUUCACCUGUGGCUGAACACCCUGGAGAACUACCUCAACCACGGGGGUGAUCAUGGCUUCUCCCCCUUGUACUGGGCCUGCCAAGAGGGCCGUUCUGCUGUGGUUGAGAUGCUAAUCAUACGGGGGACACAAAUCAAUGUGAUGAACCAUAGGGAUGACACCACCCUGCACCUGGCAGCCAGUCAUGGACACCGUGAUAUUGUGCAGAAGCUGCUGCAGUAUAAAGCUAACAUCAAUGCAAUGAACAAGCAUGGAAAUCUGCCCUUGCACUAUGCCUGUUUUGGGGGCCAAGAUCGGGUUGCAGAGGACCUGGUGGCUAAUGGGGCCCUUUUUAGCAUUUGUAACAAGUAUGGAGAGAUGCCUGUGGACAAAGCCAAGGCACCCCUGAGAGAGCUCCUCCAAGAGCGUGCAGAGAAGAUGGGCCACAACCCUAACCAUAUUCUAUACAAGGACACAUUCUGGAAGGGAACCACCCUCACUCAGCCCAGAAAUGGGACUCUGAACAAACACUUUGGCACUGACUUCAAACAGCUCAACUUUCCGGCAAAGCUCAAUGAGAAUCACUCUGGAAAACUAUGGAAGGGCCGUUGGCAGGGCAGUGCUAAAGGUUAGAGACUGGAGUACAAGGAAGAGCAGGGACUUCA
Neomonachus schauinslandi (Hawaiian monk seal) is the source of this 844-nucleotide messenger RNA. Its product is annotated as integrin-linked protein kinase-like. Bases 156 to 812 code for a protein of 218 amino acids. The transcript has a single exon. Gene Ontology annotation, molecular function: protein binding. The record is from RefSeq and is a predicted model, not a curated record. Lineage: Eukaryota; Metazoa; Chordata; Mammalia; Carnivora; Phocidae.